CCUGCUCCAGGCUCACGUGGGCUAGUCCGGCGUGGCGGUCUUGAGGACGGAGUUGGCUGGAACUGCAAUUGGCACAAGUGCUUCCCUGUGCCGGGGUGUCAUGGAAGGGCUGCUGACAAGAUGCAGAGCACUGCCCGCUCUGGCCUCCUGCAACCACCAGCUCUCUGGGUACCUUCCCCGCAGGUUUCCCCACUGUGCCCCAGGGAGAGGGAAGCGCUUGGUGCUGUCCUGCCUGUUCCAGCCCCAGAACCUUCGGGAAGACCAGGUGCUCCCACUGGAGGGCAGAUCUGGCGACCUGACCUGUAAGAGCCAGCGGCUGAUGCUGCAGGUGGGCCUGAUCCACCCAGCGAGCUCCGGCUGUUACCACCUCCUGCCUUACACUGUUCGUGCCAUGGAGAAGCUGGUGCGGGUGAUAGACCAGGAGAUGCAGGCCAUUGGCGGGCAGAAGGUCAAUAUGCCCAGUCUCAGCCCAGCAGAGCUCUGGCGAGCCUCCAACCGGUGGGACUUGAUGGGCAAGGAGCUGCUAAGACUUAGAGACAGACACGGCAAGGAAUACUGCCUAGGACCAACUCACGAGGAAGCCAUUACAGCCCUGGUUGCCUCCCAGAAGACACUGUCCUACAAGCAGCUCCCAUUCCUGCUGUACCAGGUGACAAGGAAGUUUCGGGAUGAGCCCAGGCCCCGCUUUGGUCUUCUCCGUGGCCGAGAGUUUUACAUGAAGGACAUGUACACCUUCGACUCCUCCCCAGAGGCCGCCCGGCAGACCUACAGCCUGGUAUGUGAUGCCUACAGCAGCCUGUUUGACAGGCUGGGGCUGCGGUGUGUCAAGGUCCAGGCAGACGUGGGCAGCAUCGGGGGCACGAUGUCUCACGAGUUCCAGCUCCCAGUGGAGAUUGGAGAGGACCGGUUUGCUGUCUGUACCAGCUGCAGCUUCUCGGCCAACGUGGAGACGCUAGACUCGUCUCAAAUGAUCUGCCCUGCUUGCCAGGGACCACUGACUGAAACCAAAGGCAUUGAGGUGGGGCACACGUUUUACCUGGGCACCAAGUACUCCUCCAUUUUCAAUGCCCAGUUUAUUAACGUCCAUGGCAAGCCUUCCCUGGCUGAAAUGGGGUGCUAUGGCUUAGGUGUGACACGGAUUUUGGCUGCUGCCAUUGAGGUUCUCUCUACAGAAGACUGCAUUCGCUGGCCGAGCCUCCUGGCUCCUUACCAAGUCUGCCUCAUCCCCCCGAAGAAGGGCAGUAAGGAAGAGGCGGUUGCAGAGCUCAUGGGGCAGCUGUACGACCACAUCUCAGAGGCAGUGCCGCAGCUUCGUGGGGAGAUCCUACUGGACGACAGGACCCAUCUGACCAUUGGGAACAGACUGAAGGAUGCCAACAAAUUUGGCUACCCCUUUGUGAUCAUCGCCGGCAAGAGGGCCUUGGAGGACCCUGCCCAUUUUGAGGUUUGGUGCCAGAACACCAGUGAAGUGGUCUUUCUCACCGAAGAAGCAGUCAUAGAAUUACUGAGCCACGUGCAGGUUGUGUAAAUGCCCAGCCCACCCUCCUCAUGCCGCGCCUUGGAGUUCGUCCUAAUGCUGCUGCCUUUCCUGCACUCCUUUCUGGGGCUGGUCUCUCAGAAACAGGCAGCUCAUGGACGAUGAGCACAAGUUAGGGAAACCAAUUUUUAUCCAGUCAUUUAUUCAUACUAUUUGUAUUAAAGUCAUUAACUUGGUCCCUUUCUCUGGACUGGCCAUGCUGCCACAUACCAUUCCUUUGAUAUCUUGUUAGGAGGCAGGGAGGCAAGAAAGAGCAGCCUUCUUGUCCUGGCCCUGAGGCGAGUCACUUCCCUUCUCUCAGCUGUCCCAUGUGUAGGGUGGGGGUGGCUGAUGGCCAAGGCCCUCCCGGCUCCAUAGUCUGACCACAGGCCACUUGCUGCAUACAAGUGUGGAGAGCAGGCCAGGAGAAAAUGGAACUAGAUCUGUAAAGUCUUUAACAGCUGUCUGUCACUGGCUGGUUCCACGAGAGGUUCAUAACAGACAGAUCUGGUUCCUCUAAUCCCCCUUUAGUCUAAGUUACACAGAAAGCUGAUGUAAUCAGCUAAUGGCCCCAGUAGAUCUACUCUAUUGAGGUGGCUCUGCACGAGAUCAUGUUGUGACGAUUGAAUAAAGUCAAACUAUUGGGAUGAGCCGUGCAUGCUCAUUUGAAACAAUGGUGACAUCUGCCUUCUUAAUUGUAUGUGGUACCUUGUCUUGAGAGUCUUCUUUCCCUUCUUUUUCUACCAUGU
Eptesicus fuscus (big brown bat) is the source of this 2265-nucleotide messenger RNA. RefSeq names its product prolyl-tRNA synthetase 2, mitochondrial (gene PARS2). The transcript is spliced from 2 exons. Gene Ontology annotation, molecular function: ATP binding; proline-tRNA ligase activity. Gene Ontology annotation, cellular component: cytoplasm; mitochondrion. NCBI's taxonomy places the organism in Eukaryota, Metazoa, Chordata, Mammalia, Chiroptera, Vespertilionidae. Gene Ontology annotation, biological process: prolyl-tRNA aminoacylation. The record is from RefSeq and is a predicted model, not a curated record. Bases 101 to 1528 code for a protein of 475 amino acids.